Molecule: messenger RNA, 5316 nt
Organism: Conger conger (European conger)
Lineage: Eukaryota; Metazoa; Chordata; Actinopteri; Anguilliformes; Congridae
Product: C-Maf-inducing protein-like
Exons: 21
Coding region: 476-2893 (805 amino acids)
Cellular component (GO): cytosol; nucleoplasm
Source: RefSeq, a predicted model, not a curated record
GCCUUAGUGCCUGGUUUCUUCACGAAGAUAGAGGAAAAGAGAAAAGGGAACCGUGCCAAUGGGCUGUUGAAGAACAGAAAACACGAAGCGACUUCUCUUGGACUUUUACCCUUUUAAUGUUCCAUAUUUCUGGAUUAUAAUAUCACGGACUGGAGAUAAAGGCAACGCGAUGGCCCAAUCGUACUGAGUAGCUCGCGUCGGGGGGGAGCGGAGCGCGGAGAGGAAGAGACAUUUCUGGGGAAAUUGUCUGAAGAUAUAGGACGGCAGUUACCCUAAAUCCCCCCACACAGUUUCCAGUCCCGGAAUCCUGCUCUGCAUGACGCUAAUGGCUUUCUCAAUAUAUAACCCCCGGUCACAUUUUUAAUCAUAGCCUACCAUGUUCUAGGUCGCGCCGUGGUCUAUUUUAGGUUCGCACUCGUUGUGGUUCUUUUUCUUUCUUUUAAUCGAAAUCACAAUACAUCUGUUUUUGAUAUAUAUGUCCAGUGGCAGCGUUCGUCUCGCUGCGGGUAUACAUAUAAGUAUGGAUUUCAACAGUUGCGGAGGGGGCAGCGAGCUGCACAACAAUCACUACCACCACACAGAGGAGAGCAAACCUUUACUGGGGGAGAUGUCUACGCCGACGCCGCCGGAGGGGAACAAUAAUAAUAAGAUGGGCGCCGGGCCGUAUCGGAGGACCCUGAUCCCCUCCAGCACCGGGAUGCGAUACAAGCUGCUCCAGGAGGGAGAUGCCCAGGUCUGUGUGGUCAAACACCCUCGCACCUUCCUCAGCAAGCUCCUCACUUCUAAAUUCUUACGUCGAUGGGAGCCGCACCACCUCACACUGACGGACUGCAGCCUCGCCUCGGCCACGCCUUUAGGGUACAUGGAGACACCCCUGUCCUACAGCAGUAUAGAGGACCUGCAGCUGCUGUCCUGGGACAACGCCCCCAAAUACUGCCUCCAGCUCAGCUUCCCCGGGGGAACCAUCCUGCUGCAGGCAGCGAACAGUUAUGUGCGGGACCAGUGGUUUCACUCUCUGCAGUGGAAGAAAAAGCUGUAUAAGUACCGGAAGGUUCUGACCAAGCCGAGCCGGUGGGAGGUGGUGCUGAAGGAGAUUCGGGCGCUGGUGGAGCUGGCCCUCACCUCGCCUCUGCAGGACGACUCCAUCCACCAGGCCCCCCUGCACAUCAUCUCCACCCUGCUGGCUGAGAACACCAACCUGAGCCCCCAGGAACAUGAGAACAUCAUCGUGGCCAUCGCCCCUCUGCUGGAGAACAACCCCCCACCACCUGACCUGUGUGAAUUCUUCUGCAAGCACUGUCGCGAGCGUCCGCGGUCUAUGGUCGUGAUCGAAGUGUUCACACCUGUGGUCCAGAGAAUCCUCAAACACAACAUGGAUUUUGGGAAGUGCCCCCGACUGCGUCUCUUCACUCAAGAGUACAUCCUGGCCCUCAACGAGCUCAACGCUGGCAUGGAAGUGGUCAAAAAAUUCAUACAAAGCAUGCACGGUCUGACUGGGCAGUGCCCCCACCCCCGUGUUCUCCCUAACCUGGUGGCUGUGUGCCUGGCUGCCAUCUACUCCUGCUACGAGGAAUUCAUCAACAGCCGGGACAACUCCCCCAGUCUGAAGGAGAUCCGGAACGGCUGUCAGCAGCAGAGCGACAGGAGGCCCACCCUACCCCUGCGCUUGCUCCGCCCGGGCACGCCCACGCCCCCGACCACGCCCUCGCCCCCCGGGCAGUCCCCGCUGCCCCUCUCCCCGCCCCCGGCCUCGGUGGUGAACUCCAGCGAGGUCCUGGUGGAACUGGAGCGGAACAACAACGUGGCCAACAGCCGGCUGAAGGGCCCGGCGGGGGGCCACAGCGAGCCCAACCUCAUCGACUGCCUGCUGGGGAGCCCCGCCCUCAGCGCCCUGACCAUCCAGCUGCCGGCCCAGGCCAACCGCGUGCUGCGCUGCUUCGCCCUCAUCCUCAAGAUGCUGUCUGACUAUGAUGACUGGAGACCUGCUCUGGCCAGCCUGUUGCAGCCUAUUCCCUUCCCAAAAGAGGCUCUCGCGCACGCCAAAUUCACAAAAGAGCUGAAGUAUGUUAUUCAGAGGUUUGCAGAAGACCCCAGGCAGGAGGUACACUCGUGUCUCCUCAGCGUGCGUUCGGGGAAGGACGGCUGGUUCCAGCUGUACAGCCCGGGGGGUGUAGCCUGUGAUGAUGAUGGAGAGCUCUUCGCCAGUAUGGUGCACAUUCUGAUGGGCUCCUGCUACAAGACCAAGAAGUUCCUGCUGUCUCUGGCAGAAAACAAGCUGGGACCCUGCAUGCUGCUAGCUCUGAGGGCAAACCAGACCAUGGUGGAGAUCCUGUGUCUGAUGCUGGAGUAUAACAUCAUAGAGAAUAAGGACACCCAGCUGCAGAUCAUCUCCACGCUGGAGAGCACACAGGUGGGCCGGACCCUGUAUGAGCAGCUCUGUGAGCGGCAGAGAGAGCUGCGGGAACUGCAAAGGAAAGGUGGACCUACUCGACUUACACUGCCCUCAAAGUCUACAGACGCCGACCUGGCUCGGCUGCUGAGCUCCGGUUCCUUCGGGAACCUGGAGAACCUCAGCCUGGCCUUCACCAACGUCACCAGUGCCUGCGCCGAACAGCUCAUCAAACUGCCCUCCCUCAAACAGCUCAACCUGUGGUCCACCCAGUUUGGUGAUGCAGGGCUUCGGCUGUUGUCAGAGCACUUGGCGUGUCUGCAGGUGCUGAACCUGUGCGAGACGCCUGUCACAGACGCAGGCCUGAUGGCACUCAGCUCGAUGAAGAGCCUGUGCAGUCUGAACAUGAACAGCACCAAACUCUCGGCCGACACCUACGAGGACCUCAAGGCAAAGCUGCCCAAUCUAAAGGAAGUGGACAUCCGCUACACAGAGGCCUGGUGAUCACAAUCAUGCAUCAUCCCCGGAACCUUCUUUCUAGUGAUAUCAUACAGCUCAUGUUUUAGUGCUGGGACCCCAAAUGAAAGGGGCACCCACGUUGAGGUUUUUCAGUUAUUGCGGCUUCAUGGACCUCUGGAGCCAAUGCUUUUCUCAGGCUCCAAAAAUAUGUCCCAUAUAAGACAACAUUAUAGCGUCAUCACAACAAGAGGAUCUGCCGUCUUGUGAAAUCAUCAAAACCAAGGACCUACUCUCUUAGCGACAUUGCCAAACUGCAAGGAUCUGCUUGCUGGUGGCAUCAGAAAAACAAGAUAAACUACCUUCUACCGAUUUCAUCAUCACAAGCAGUUUGACUUUAUAAUGGUUUAGAAUUUUCAGAAAAAGAGGACCUACUUUGUAAUGAUAUCAUCAAGCCAAGACUAGCUACUUUUUGUGACAUCGUCAAACGCUCAGCAUUUCCCUCCUUUAUGUUCUGUGGUGAAUAUAAUCAAAAUGUCUCCUCUCCUCUCUCCUGUGGGUCCUCCAGUCAGCAAUCACUUCACCCUCAGAACACUGGGAGGUCUGCAUCCUCCUAAUCAGUUUAAACAUUGGUUGAAAUGAGACUUCAGUUGUGCCACGCUGAUAAGCACUGGAUUAGGGUGUUUUUGUCAGGCGAGAAUUUGGCCGCCCUGCCCAGGAUGCCACUGUCUGAUGUCAUGGCUCACAAUUUCCCUGUCGUGUCCAGGCAGGGGUUCAUUUCUGCCUUAGACCUCUGACAGAGGAUGAGGAGUUAUUGAAAGAUGGUGCCUACCCCCUACCCCGCCCCUUUUAACCAAUUUAUAUUGACUUGAAUUAACAUACUUUUUCCAGACAUCUCUGUGUUUAUAUAUAGAUUAUGUAGUCUCUUUACGGAUUUGUCUUUAUUUGAAAGCAGGCGUUCUGCUUCGCAGUCAGGAGAUUGAGAGGAAAGACGUCUCUUUCCCUUGUUUGUUUAACUCAGUUUAUUAAUCUUUAAUGUACAUAAAUCUGUGUAUAGCUCCCAUAUUUAAUUGAAAUGCUGUGUAGGAGGUGGUCUGGAACUGGCCCGUAUUUAUGAAUUACUCCUCCAUUUCCACUGUUCUCUCCUCUCUCUCCCAACUCUCUCUCUUAUCAACUCUCUGACCCUCUCUGUGGUUAUAUUCGGUGGUCAUUUUGCCCUUAAGCACCGCAGAGCUGUAUCCCUUCUUAUUGGUCAUUUCAUUUCGUCUCUCCUGUCUGAUUGGUCACUUUUCAGUGUCUCUUCUCUCUCACCGGCCAAUUCGUCUUGUGAUUGGCCGAACAGAGAUUUACAGGUAAAUCAGAGGUCUGCGAACGUAACACAGAGCACAUCUGCUCGUUUGCCUAUUUCUGUCAUGACCAAUCAAUGUUUUCUAUCUAUAUUGUAUACAGUUUUUAUAUAUACAUUGGUAAUGUGUAUAUAAAUGUAUAGGCAUAAAUGUAUAUAAUUUCCUUCUUUUUCCAUGGGAGACAGUUGUUGCCUCCAUAUUCUGUAUGUAUGUAUGUACAGUAUGUAUGUAUGUAUGUAUGUGCAUAUGUGAGUGCAUGCAAGUGUAUGCAGUGUGUAUGUGUAUGUGUUUUUCACAAGUGCACUGUAAUUUGAACUGUUACUGUCUGUCAUCGGUUAUCUUUUAAACUUUGUGUUUUAUUUUUUUUUAUAUAUGUUUCAGUCAGAUUGCUUGUGUUUUCAUGUACACCCGCUUGUGUUUUUUGUAAUUACACAUUUAAUUUUAUUUGCAUUUUUAGGGGUGUGCCGUAAGAAAGGAGCUGUGAUCACGAGGUAGAACGGGCGUGGGGUGUGUGCGCGCACGGUCAGCUCUGAGCGUGUGGACACAUUCAGGUGUGCUGCACACACACACUCCUGUGCUAUACUGUUUUGUAGAGUGACUGAUUUCUUGAAGCCACGCAGUACUUCUGUUAGAAGCUUCUUCUUUUCCUUUUUUUAAAGUGAGGAUAUCCCCAAUACCCACAGACAUCUGACAGGGAGCGUUAAGCAUCUUAACCAAUCGUUUUUUUUUUACUGUGUGAGAAGGGAAGGGGCAGUGUAACAGCAAAGGAAAUGACAUUUGAUGGUCUAAAAAGCCGUGCUUUCUUUGGUGUCUGCUGACUGUGUCCUAUGGAGCUAACACCAUAGGCCCUCCCCUCACCCUCUGUCCUGUUCAUCUGGGUUAAAAGCCAGACUUUUUCUUUUUUCUAUUUUUUCUUAUAUCUGAUAUCAGAAGGGUCAGUCAGUGGGCAGCUGUGUCUGAAACCGCAGGCUAAUUCCAGAGCCAAGAUGGCGCCCGCACGACUCCCGCUGCCCUUCUACCAACACAGAAGACUGAGUACGACUGUAAAACUGAAUCGGCAGUAAAACUGUGGAAAAGACUACGAUGUGAAUCCUUUUAAAUGAAAUAAACGAUCUGUGGAAGUUU